Messenger RNA from Corylus avellana, 807 nucleotides. Lineage: Eukaryota; Viridiplantae; Streptophyta; Magnoliopsida; Fagales; Betulaceae. The record is from RefSeq and is a predicted model, not a curated record.
CAUCCUGGUGCUCCACUUACAGUUAAUCAGCAAGUUGUCUGUGGGGCAGGGGCUGGAGUUGCCGUUUCCAUUUUAGCUUGCCCCACUGAAUUGAUCAAGUGCAGGUUGCAAGCCCAGAGUGCAUUGGCAGAUUCCGGUGCGGCUGGUGUGGCCGUGAAGUAUGGUGGACCAAUGGAUGUAGCCAGGCAUGUUCUCAGAUCAGAAGGGGGUGUAAGGGGUCUCUUCAAGGGAUUGUUUCCCACUAUGGCACGUGAAGUUCCCGGAAAUGCUGCAAUGUUUGGUGUGUAUGAAGCUCUGAAGCAGUACCUAGCAGGUGGCCAAGACACUUCUGGAUUAGGAAGAGGCUCUUUGAUUGUGGCUGGAGGCUUGGCCGGAGGUUCCUUCUGGCUUUCAGUCUAUCCAACUGAUGUUGUCAAAAGUGUAAUUCAGGUAGAUGAUUACAAAAAUCCCAAGUUCUCUGGCUCCAUUGAUGCCUUUAGAAAGAUCCUGGCUUCGGAGGGAGUAAAAGGGCUGUACAGGGGCUUUGGACCUGCCAUGGCCCGAAGUGUUCCUGCAAAUGCUGCAUGCUUCUUGGUAUAUGAGGUGACAAGGUCAAGUCUGGGAUAAUUGCUUCUUUGGGUUUUAGUGGUUUAGGAUUUGGUUGAAUUAAAGCAAAAUGAUUCUGAAUAAACCUGUUUAAUUAAGAGAUUGUUUCGCAAUGCCGGCAAGCUCUUUCUACUCUGUAAUUCACUUGGUUGCUGAGGAAGGAACAUUUUUUCACCGAUUGAUAUAUAAAGGCAUCAGUUGCUCCUCAACUUUGCUUUUUCA